GCUCCACCUCCGCCGCUCAAUCGCAAACCGCACAUCACCAUGGCGGUCGCAAACGGAGACAGUGCUGCUGCUACCGAACUAGAUGUCAGACCGCCCGAGAACAUCGUCAUCCCCCCGGCCAGCGUCCGCGCUGGUGUCGCCAAAACCGCAGAUUUCGUUUACCGCAGAGGCGAUCAGCUGCUCGCAAGCCUGAAGCAGCGCAUUUCCAACGAUUCCAAAAGCCAAAUCACCUUCAUCCUAGAUGACGACCCAUAUAACCCGUACUUUCUGUGGUACUUGGAGCAGUUAAAGGCCGGCCACGGCCCCACCGCAAAAGGCGCCGCCCAGCCUGUACCAGAGAAGCCAAAGGGGCCUCCAGAGCCCGCCCCGUUUCGCUUCUCAGCGCGCAUGCCGAACAUCAACGCUAAGGAUCUUGAGGUCAUGAAGCUGACAGCCUUGUACACAGCGCGUGUCGGCGAGAACUGGCUGAAAGAGCUACGAAACCGCGAGUCUGGCAACCAUCAAUUCGAAUUCCUUCGCGCCAACCACAGUUUCUUCCAGUUCUUCAGGUCGCUCGUCGAACAGUACAAGAUUCUGCUGGAGGAGGAGCAGACGGUAGAGGCGCGCAUUGCAGAAUUGCAGGAGAAUAUCAAGAACCGCCUUCAUAUUCUGGAGCGAGCAAAAGGCCGUGCUGAGUACGUCAAGUACGUCUCUGCGCAGAAAGAGAAGGAGGAGAAGAAGGCCGAGGAUGAGAAGAGGGAGUACGCCACCAUCGACUGGCACGACUUCACUGUUAUUGCAACAGUGCUUUUCGAUGAGGCCGACGAUGCCGCAGAUCUUCCUCCGCCUGCGCUGCUCAAUGACUUGCAGUCACAGUCGCUUGAACAGAAGGCCGCCGUCUCGCUGUCAACUAGACGUCUCGAAGAAGCUAUGCCCGACGAGCAGACAUACUACAAUGUCUCGCAACAGGCGCCCGCACCUCACCAGGCCUACCCAGUGCCACCACCCGUACCUAUGACUCCGGUCGCCUACCCACAAUAUGCUCCACCUCCUCAGGAUUACUCCUACAUGGCAGCUCAGAGACAGCGCGAGGAAGAGCAGGCGCGGGCACAGGCGGAAGCUGAUGCCAGGGCACGCCAGCAGGCGGCAACAAGAGGAGCGCCUGGCCGCAUUGUCACAGACUAUGUUCCCCGCGCGGCGAAGAAAGCCAACGUUGCAACGGUCGUGUGCCCUAACUGCAAGCAGAACAUCCCUGCCAACGAGAUUGAUGAGCACAUUCGAAUUGAACUGCUUGAUCCACGCUGGAAAGAACAACGAGACAAAGCCGAGCAACGCUACUCCACGACGAUCAACACGGCGGACGUGGCGAACAACCUCAAGCGCUUUGCUAGCCAACGUGACGAUAUCUACGAUGGCGCUACUGGACAAAGCAUAUCUGCUGAAGAAGAAGCUCGCAGAAAGAAGGCAGCUUUAUCGUACGAUGGACAGCCAGACCCUGCUAAGGAUGCUGCGCGCAUUCAGCAGAUGCAGUCCAUGAACGUACAAGAGCAACUGCGAAGGAUCCAGGAAAAGCAUCGUCACUAAGGCUCCAUUGGUAAGGUCAAGUUAUGUUUUUGAAAAGCGCUCCGUAGUUACUGCGCAGCGUGCCGUGAAUGGUCUGCUCGCAUGUACUCAUAUCAACUGCAUUGGGUUGGAGUUUUGGCGUUUCGACGCAUGUACGAAGUAUACCCAGGGUGGGUGGAGACCAAGCCAGAGAUCUUGUAUAACGUCUUGUGGCACUGAACUGCCCUCAAAGUAGCAUCGAUCAAAUACAUACAUUCAAAAUAUGGC
Molecule: messenger RNA, 1809 nt
Organism: Didymella exigua CBS 183.55
Lineage: Eukaryota; Fungi; Ascomycota; Dothideomycetes; Pleosporales; Didymellaceae
Exons: 2
Coding region: 40-1563 (507 amino acids)
Biological process (GO): regulation of alternative mRNA splicing, via spliceosome; mRNA cis splicing, via spliceosome
Cellular component (GO): catalytic step 2 spliceosome; U2-type prespliceosome; U2 snRNP
Molecular function (GO): RNA binding
Source: RefSeq, a predicted model, not a curated record